AUGGCAAGCGUACCAGAUUACUCGCGGCCGACGACGCCUGAAAAUGGCACCAACGGCGUCAUGACACCCCGCACACCCAAGAACUCGGGGUUUGCGCUCACAGAAUACACCGCCAAUCCGAGCCCGCCGCCCGAGUCACCACGGCCAAGAACCAACGAUGUCGUGCCCGACGCGUUCCUGCUACCCAAUGGCUAUCCCGACUACCUCCGCCUCAUCCUCACAUCGCGCGUCUACGAAGUCGUGAAGGAGACACCCCUCACCCACGCAAUAAAUCUGAGUAAUCGGCUGGAGUGCAAUGUCCUGCUCAAGCGAGAAGACCUGCAGCCCGUCUUCAGCUUCAAGCUGCGCGGCGCAUACAACAAAAUGGCACAUCUCGAUCCCAAGGACCGGUGGAAGGGCGUGAUCGCGUGCAGUGCUGGAAACCACGCCCAAGGAGUCGCAUACUCGGCGCGCCAUCUCAAGAUCCCCGCAACCAUCGUCAUGCCCUCGGGCACUCCCGAUAUAAAGCACAAGAACGUCUCGCGCCUCGGCGGAUCGGUCAUACUGCACGGUGCGGAUUUUGAUGCAGCCAAGGCGGAAGCUGCGCGACUAGAGAAGCUACAUGGACUGGUCUCCAUACCUCCGUUCGACGAUCCGUAUGUCAUUGCUGGGCAAGGAACGGUCGGCAUGGAGCUGUUGCGGCAGACUGACCUGUCGAAGCUCACGGCCGUCUUUUGCUGCGUGGGAGGCGGAGGCCUGAUCGCCGGAGUGGGCGUCUACAUCAAGCGCAUAGCGCCACACGUCAAGAUCAUAGGCGUGGAGCAAUACGACGCCAACGCCAUGGUGGAGUCUCUCAAGGCAGGAAAGCGGGUGCUGCUCAAGGAUGUCGGGCUGUUCGCCGACGGUGCGGCAGUGAAGACAGUCGGAGAAGAGACGUUCAGAAUAUGUCAAGAGGUGGUUGACGAAGUAGUUCAAGUAACAACCGACGAGACAUGUGCCGCCAUCAAAGACAUGUUCGAAGACACACGCUCCAUCGUCGAACCCGCUGGCGCCCUCGCACUCGCCGGUCUUAAGAAAUGGGUGUCUCGCAAUCCAUCCCCCGACCGUGACCGCGGCCUCAUCGCGACCGCCAGCGGUGCGAACAUGAAUUUCGACCGCCUGAGAUUCGUCGCGGAGCGCGCUGCACUCGGAGAGAACAAAGAAGCCCUCCUCUCCGUCACCAUCCCCGAGAUGCCCGGCGCCUUUGCCAAACUCGUCGCAGUCAUCCACCCCAUGGCCGUCACGGAAUUCAGCUACCGCUACUCCGGCCCCAGCGAAGCCAACAUCCUCGUCGGUGUCGAGCUCAAAGCCGCGACACGCCCGAAGGGCAUGAUCGCCACCGAUCUCUCGCAAGACGAGCUCGCCAAGUCGCAUAUCCGCUACUUGGUCGGCGGCCGCAGCAACGCCGCCGACGAGCACUUGUACAUGUUUGAGUUCCCGGAGCGGGGCGGCGCAUUGUACAAGUUCCUCAACACGCUGCAGCCGGGCAUGAACAUCAGUCUUUUCCACUACAGGAAUUACGGAGGCGAUGUCGCGAAGAUUUUGUCGGGCAUUCAGUGCAAGAAGGAGGACAGUGAGAAGUUGGAGGGCUUCUUAAGGGAUAUUGGGUAUCCUUACAAGGAGGUUACAGGGAGUGAGAGUUAUAAGACGUUCUUGAGACAUUAG
Parastagonospora nodorum SN15 is the source of this 1683-nucleotide messenger RNA. RefSeq lists its product as hypothetical. Bases 1 to 1683 code for a protein of 560 amino acids. The transcript has 3 exons. Gene Ontology annotation, molecular function: pyridoxal phosphate binding; threonine deaminase activity. Gene Ontology annotation, biological process: L-threonine catabolic process. NCBI's taxonomy places the organism in Eukaryota, Fungi, Ascomycota, Dothideomycetes, Pleosporales, Phaeosphaeriaceae. The record is from RefSeq and is a predicted model, not a curated record.